Messenger RNA from Sceloporus undulatus (fence lizard), 936 nucleotides. RefSeq names its product olfactory receptor 5V1-like. NCBI's taxonomy places the organism in Eukaryota, Metazoa, Chordata, Lepidosauria, Squamata, Phrynosomatidae. Gene Ontology annotation, molecular function: G protein-coupled receptor activity; olfactory receptor activity. The record is from RefSeq and is a predicted model, not a curated record. Bases 1 to 936 code for a protein of 311 amino acids. Gene Ontology annotation, cellular component: membrane. Gene Ontology annotation, biological process: G protein-coupled receptor signaling pathway. The transcript has a single exon.
AUGGAGAAAACCAAUGUUACGUGGAUGAGUGAUUUCUACCUUACAGAACUGUCUGAUCUUCGAGAAGUGCAGAUUUCCCUGUUUGUGAUGAUUCUACUAAUCUACAUAGUCACCCUGGCAGGGAAUGGGGCGAUCCUCCUGGCAAUAGGGACUGAUGACCAUCUCCAGGCCCCCAUGUACUUCUUUCUCAGCCAUUUGUCUUUGCUGGACAUUCUUUGCCCAACUGUAACUGUACCAAAGAUGCUUCAAAUCAUCUUGUCAGAGGACAAGAGAAUAUCAUUCACAGGCUGCAUGCUACAGGUAUUCUUUCUGAUUGAUGUGGUCAGCACUGAAGUUUUUUUGCUAGCAGUGAUGGCCUAUGACCGCUAUGUGGCUAUAUGUAGGCCUUUACAUUACACAAGCAUCAUGAAUAAGCGGUUGUGUGCUCAGCUGACUGCUGGGACCUGGUUGUUGGGUUUCAUCAAUUCCAUGGUUCAUACCUCACUGACCUUUUCUUUAUCCUUUUGUGGACUGAGUAAAGUUAACCAAUAUUAUUGUGACCUUCACCCAGUGAUGUCUCUCUCUUGCUCUUCUACCUUUCUUUCAGAGUUGGUUGUUCUCCUUGUGGCAGGUGCUGUAGGAGGUGCUGCUUUCCUAGUUACUCUAAUUUCUUAUAUCUAUAUAAUUUCUGCCAUCUUGAACUUGCCCUCAGCAGAGAGCAGGCAGAAAGCCUUUUCCACCUGUGGGUCCCAUUUGACUGUAGUUUGCCUGUUCUAUGGGGCUGCCAUCUCCACCUAUGCUCGUCCUGCAUCUACUUAUUCCCAAACACACGUCAGGAUUAUUUCCAUGUUAUAUGGGGUUGUUACCCCCAUGCUGAAUCCAAUGAUCUACAGUCUGAGAAAUAAGGAAGUGAAAAAGGCCUUGGUCAAAGAACUUUGUUUGAAAUUAUUUUUGUGA